Molecule: messenger RNA, 1617 nt
Organism: Scleropages formosus (Asian bonytongue)
Lineage: Eukaryota; Metazoa; Chordata; Actinopteri; Osteoglossiformes; Osteoglossidae
Product: paraneoplastic antigen Ma1 homolog
Exons: 4
Coding region: 1-1617 (538 amino acids)
Source: RefSeq, a predicted model, not a curated record
AUGGCUGAGCUCCGUAAUUGGUGUAGGGGAGAGGCCAUUAACCCUGAGUACGCUCUGUUAGUGAAGGAUAUUCCUGAAGAUGCAGAGAUUACUCUCAUUGAAGAGACUUUGCAAUCCAUCAAGGCUCUGGGACGAGUUAGAGUGCGGGGACGAAGGUAUGAUCCCCAGACUCAACAUCUGAUGGCUCUGUGUGAAUGCUGUGAGCGAGUAAAUGUCAAGGCAAUUCCCUUGGAUGUGUUGCCACAGGGCAGUGACCAGCCAUGGAGAAUCUUAGGAGUCUCAGAUGAGGUUGCUGGAAGUCAACAAUCUUCUGAGUCUGAAGAGAACACAAAGGUGCCCCUCCAAGCCUGUUCUCCUGAAGCAAUCAUCCGUGCUGUUGGGGACUUGAUGGAGAGGCAAGGCAGACUGUCUGUGGAUAGCAAUGUGUAUAGGAGGCUACGCACUUUCUCAGGGGUUGUCCCGACCCCACUGGGUGAGGAACAGCUUGAAAACUGGCUAGAGCAAGCACGUCUCAUGGUGGAUAACUGUGAGAGGCCAGACAGAGAAAAGAGGCUAAAGAUUAUAGAGAGUUUGAAGGGUCCAGCAGCGGAGAUUGCUCGGGCAGUUCGAUUUAGCAACCCUGAUGCAUCUUCGGAAGAGUAUAUUGAGGCUAUUCAACAUACUUUUGGGUCUGCUGAGACUGGCGAGGAACUCUACUUUGCAUUCAGGCUUCUGUGUCAGCAUCCAGGGGAGAGGCUCUCUGAGUUUCUUCGAAGAAUUGAGAGAACUCUGAGCAGAGUCAUACAGAAAGGAGAUCUUGCAGCAAAGGAUGCAAACGCCGCUCGCCUAGAUCAGAUCAUCAAGGGAGCUGUAGGAGCCGACAUGAUGCUUUUGAAUCUUAGAUUGAGAGAGCGACGAGACAACCCACCUGAUUUCUUACAACUGUUGAGUGAGAUUCGCACUGAAGAGGGAUAUGAAGCAUCUCGACAGAAACUGAAGUCCACAGUGAAGCCUGUCCGGGCCAAAACUGUAGUGGCACAUGCGGACAGUGGAAUGCAAGAGCUCCAAGCUGAAGUGAAAGCUUUGAAGCUUCAGUUAGCUGAAUGUUCUGCUCUGCUCCCUGCUCAUCCUGUGGUGGUCCAGAAGUCCAGCAUGGUAACAACUGACUCCACUGAACAUCCAGAGGAUAAUAGGGAUGUGAAAGCCCUGAAAAAAGAGGAGAUUGGGGAGUGGCAAGAGUUCUCUUCUGAGAACAUCAAGGCUCUUUGCAAACAGAUUCGCUGUGGAUCGGAGAAGUCGGCAGAGCUCAUCAAGGACCGGUUUUACUGGCCAAAGAUGAGUGCGGAUAUUGAGGAGUAUGUCCGGAAUUGUGGCAGGUGCAUUGCACGCAAGACUCUUCCUCAGAGGGCAGCUUCACUGAACAAAAUUACAACCUUUCCAGCAAAAGACCAGAAAGCUUCAACUGUUGCUAGAGUACUGUUUGAGAAGUACUUUGUGCACUAUGGACUCCCUGCUUGCAUUCACUCUGAUCAGGAGCGUGACUUUGAGUCGAAGCUGAUCCGUGAUCUUGGGCAUCCGCAAGUCCCGCACGACACCCUACCACCCUCAGGGAGAUCCCCAACCAGAGAGAUUCAAUAG